AUGGAGGUUGAGGCAAUGAACUCGCCGGAGAAGUCCAGCUCGAUAAGUAAGAUAACACUGGUGGCCUCCAUUGCAGCCGGAGUACAGUUCGGCUGGGCGCUUCAGUUGUCGUUGCUGACGCCCUACGUCCAGCAACUGGGAGUUCCACACAAGUGGGCCGCCGUCGUCUGGCUUUGCGGGCCAAUCUCCGGUUUGCUGGUACAACCCAUCGUUGGUUACUACAGCGACAGCUGCAAGUCUCGCUUUGGUCGCCGACGACCGUUCAUAGCUGCUGGUGCUGCUCUUGUCGCCAUCGCCGUCUUCCUCAUUGGAUAUGCUGCUGAUAUCGGCGUCCGGUCCGGCGAUUCCUUGCACAAAAAGACGAAGCCUCGAGCCGUCCUUGUAUUUGUGGUCGGUUUCUGGAUCUUGGACGUCGCCAACAACAUGUUACAAGGGCCCUGUCGCGCACUUUUGGCCGAUAUAUCCGGUUCCGACACAAAGAAAAUGAGGACGGCCAACGCCUUGUACUCCUUCUUCAUGGCUGUCGGCAACGUUCUAGGCUACGCUGCUGGGUCGUUAAAGAAUCUCCACAAGGUGUUUCCUUUUACUGAAACCAAAGCCUGUGAUAUUUACUGUGCAAAUCUUAAAAGCUGUUUCUUCAUAUCCAUUGCUCUACUCUUGAUACUCACCAUCCUUAUAAUGGUGUCCGUAAAUGAGAAAGUAAUUCCUAGUAGUAAGGAGAAAGGUGAGGGCGAGGGAGGAGUGAUGUUCUUCGGAGAGAUUAUUAGUGCUUUUAAACAGUUGAAUAGGCCGAUGUGGAUUUUGCUUUUGGUCACUUCCUUGAACUGGAUUGCAUGGUUCGGCUUCUUAUUAUUUGACACAGAUUGGAUGGGGAAAGAGGUGUACGGAGGUGAGGUCGGGAAAGGGCGCCUUUACGACAUGGGAGUUAGGGCUGGUUCACUGGGGCUCAUGUUAAACGCUGUCGUGUUAGGGGUAAUGUCUCUUGCUAUUGUCUACUUGGCUCGUGGGGUUAAUGGGGCUAGAUUACUCUGGGGAGUGGCCACUAUUAUACUAGCCAUUUGCCUUGUUAUGACAAUACCAAUCACUAAGUUGGCUGAGAAGCAUCGACAUGCCUCCGGUGUCGCUGGCGGAGCUGAGCCGCCGCCGCCCCCUGCUAACAUUAAGGCCGGUGCAUUGAUUAUAUUUGCGUUGUUAGGGAUACCUCAAGCGGCGACCUUUAGCAUCCCUUUUGCCAUGGCCUCCAUAUUUUGCAGCAAUUCUGGUGCAGGACAAGGGCUUUCUUUGGGAGUCUUGAAUAUAUCAAUUGUCAUACCACAGAUGCUUGUUUCUUUGGUAAGUGGACCAUUAGAUUCUGCUUUCGGAGGUGGUAACUUGCCCGCGUUUGUGUUGGGAGCCAUUGCCGCAGUAAUAAGUGCAAUAUUGGCCUUGACUGUUCUACCAUCUCCUCCACCUGAUCGUGAAACUGAAAAUGUAGCUGCCGGUUUCCAUUGA
Molecule: messenger RNA, 1491 nt
Organism: Argentina anserina (silverweed cinquefoil)
Lineage: Eukaryota; Viridiplantae; Streptophyta; Magnoliopsida; Rosales; Rosaceae
Product: sucrose transport protein-like
Exons: 3
Coding region: 1-1491 (496 amino acids)
Biological process (GO): sucrose transport
Cellular component (GO): plasma membrane; vacuole
Molecular function (GO): sucrose:proton symporter activity
Source: RefSeq, a predicted model, not a curated record